Messenger RNA from Zingiber officinale, 1172 nucleotides. Its product is annotated as 14-3-3-like protein B. The transcript has 6 exons. Gene Ontology annotation, biological process: signal transduction. Lineage: Eukaryota; Viridiplantae; Streptophyta; Magnoliopsida; Zingiberales; Zingiberaceae. Gene Ontology annotation, cellular component: cytoplasm. The coding region runs from base 108 to 908 and encodes 266 amino acids. The record is from RefSeq and is a predicted model, not a curated record.
UUUCUUUCACCUUUUUUCAUCGCUCACUUGCAGUUUCUUCUCGUGUCUUCACCGCACGCCCACGGCAAGGGAGGCGAUAGAGGCGACAAGCUCCCGCUGGAUCGGCAAUGGCGUCGCAGAAGGAGCGCGAUGACUUCGUCUACGUUGCCAAGCUCGCCGAACAAGCCGAGCGCUACGAUGAGAUGGUGGAUGGUAUGAAGAAAGUCGCGAAUCUAGACGUGGAGCUCACCGUGGAGGAGAGGAACCUGCUCUCGGUGGGCUACAAGAAUGUGGUCGGCGCGAGGAGGGCUUCGUGGAGGAUCCUCUCCUCCAUCGAACAGAAGGAAGAGGCGAGGGGGAACGAGAACCAUGUGAAGAUCAUCAAGGAGUACCGGCAUAAGGUGGAGACGGAGCUUUCAAGUAUUUGCACCGAUGUCGUUGCGCUGAUCGAUGAGCACCUCAUCCCCUUUGCUUCGGCCGGCGAAGCAAAUGUCUUCUACUACAAGAUGAAGGCAGAUUACUACCGUUACCUGGCAGAGUUCAAAGUUGGAGACGACAAAAAAGAAGUAACUGAACAGUCUCUCAAAGCGUAUGAGGCUGCUACAAAAGCUGCUGAGACAGACCUUCCUCCUACUCAUCCGAUUCGAUUGGGAUUGGCAUUGAAUUUCUCUGUUUUCUAUUAUGAGAUCAUGAGCUCACCUGAACGGGCUUGCCACAUUGCAAAACUAGCUUUUGAUGAAGCUAUUUCUGAGCUGGACACACUGAGUGAAGAAUCAUACAAAGAUAGCACAUUGAUCUUGCAACUAUUGAGGGAUAAUCUUACCUUGUGGACCUCUGACAUCCCUGAAGAUGGAGCAACUGAAGACAGUAUAAAGGAGAACCAUGGUAAGCCUGGUGCAGCUGAAGACGCAGAGGUGGGUUUCUAUUAAAUGCGUUCCAUUUAUGUACUCUUCUAAUUCACUCCAUAUGUUCUUUCGAGUAACGAUACUUCCUACACGAAACAAAAAGGAGUUCCUUAUUUAGUUUCAAAAAAAGUGAUUAAACAUCAAACCUAAUAUUUUCUCGAGUUUGAGUGUCUAUUGAUGGACGCUUAAGUAAUGUUUUUUGGAAAAAAAUUUCCAGUGAAGAUCUGAUGGACUGGAGCGCCCCAGGAGAAGAACUAUCCGUGGGUUAUCCUUGUCAUUUUGAUGCCA